AUGUCGGGUUCCCCUCAGGGUCUGGGGACGAGCUCCAACUCGAGCUCCAAUGAGUCCCCGCAACCUUCUUCUUCUCUGAAUCCUUUCAACAGCCCGCCUCAAGCUCAGCAAGGACAGUCGGGAAAGCUUCUCACUCCGCCAUUGCUCCAUCCUGCCUCCGCGACCCCACUGGCCAAGAAAGAGAAGAAGAGGGUCGGUUUUCACGGUGACGACCAGCCUCAGCUAUCUCAACCAGUGACCCGGCCACCCAGCAUCGUCAUAGAAGACGACUACUUCGCUCAGAAUAUGUCUCCCGAAGCUAACCCCUUCGACACACCGCGCCACGAUGCUGAUUCUACCCCAGCCGGCGCACCCGAUGCCGGUGAGCUGCGCCGUGCCCUUACCCAGGUUCUCAUAUUGGAAAACCAAGACAGCAGUCGUCCCGAGAUACCUGCCCGGCCCCGCCCCGUGCUGCGCCGAAACACCAGCUAUGACGAUCCCCAGGAGAGGGAAAAGGCAGACCUAGCUGAGCGGACCGCCGGCGAGCGCCAGCAGCGUUCCGGCCUCGAGGCUCGCCAGCGAGCCAACCUGCUGGCCGUCAGCGUCGAGAACUACGCCUCGCCGGACCGUCGCAGCUCAGUCGAUAGCGGCGUCACCAACCCCUUUAGCGAUGAUGAGGAAGCCGACAGGGUUACCGGCUUGAGUACGGGAGUGGAUGGUGCAGACGACCGCCGCAACGUUCGGUCUCGUCCCAAGAGGAACUCCCAAACGGAUGCCGAGGACCUCGUCCGAUCGCACACAAAGCGUGCGAAGAAGAACGUGCGCGGGCCGAACGAUUACUUCAAAUAUCAGCCACCACCCGGCGUCCGCUCUGGGACAGUAACCCCCACCUUGGAGCAGUCUUACGCCCAUGACUACGUCCCCCCACCCAAACAAUACCAAGGCGGUAUCCUUUCCUCCCUUCUCAAGCUGUACAAUGAGAAUGGCAGCGGGAGCAACAGUGGACGGAACACGCCGGGAUCCAACACCCCGGCCACCGCAACCCCUAGCCACUCUCCGCCCGGCUCCCAGCCGGCCUCUGCACCCCCUUCGGCCCCUGGCUCGCCUCGGCCCUCGCGCCCCAACAGUGGUUUGUUCAACUACCACAAGAAGCAGGGUUCUCGUUCCUCCAUGGCCCUGGCCGAGCUUAUGAAGUCGUCGUCGGCCAUGGCCGGUCCCGCCUCGAGCGUCUUCAGCCAGGGAUUCACGGAGAAGCUCAAGCAGGAGCCCCCGUCCAGGCCAAAGAAGAAGAAGUCCAGCGUGUGGGGUGGCUCGUCGCCCAGGUCAUCCAAGUCUGCCAAGACUGAAGAUAAGAUCCGAAUCACCAAGCACAUUGCACAGAUCUUGUCGCGGCAUAAGUAUCUUGUCAAGCUUUGCAGGGCGCUGAUGAUGUAUGGUGCUCCGACGCAUAGACUCGAGGAGUACAUGAAGAUGUCGGCGCGCGUACUCGAGAUUGAGGGCCAGUUUCUUUACAUCCCUGGCUGCAUGAUCAUUAGCUUCGACGACAGCGCAACGCACACAACCGAGGUCAAGAUUGUUCGUUCGGCGCACGGCGUCGACCUGGGCAAGCUGCGCGACGUACACGACAUCUAUAAGCAGGUUGUUCACGAUCUCAUCAGCGUCGACGAGGCCACCGUCAUGCUCGAAAACAUCACGAGCCGCAAGCUGAAGUUUGGCAACUGGACGCGUGUCCCAAUCUACGGACUCGCCAGUGCCUGCGUUGCCCCUUUCGCCUUCCAGGGUCGCUUCAUCGAUCUGCCCAUUGCCUUCAUCCUGGGCUGCCUCCUCGGCUGGAUGCAGCUCAUUCUCGCACCGAGCAACGAGUUGUAUGCCAACGUCUUUGAGAUUACAGCUGCCAUCGUCACUUCCUUCUUGGCACGCGCUUUCGGUUCAAUCCACGGUGGCCAACUGUUUUGCUUUUCUGCCCUGGCGCAAAGCUCUAUUGCUCUCAUUCUACCCGGUUACAUGGUCCUCUGCAGCAGUUUGGAGUUGCAGAGCCAUAACCUGGUGGCUGGGAGUGUCCGUAUGGUCUACGCCAUGAUUUACACCCUCUUCCUCGGAUACGGCACGACGAUCGGCACCGCUCUCUACGGCGUCUUGGACAAGCACGCGGAAUCACGAACCAGCUGUGAAAACCCGCUCGAUCGGAAGUGGUACCUGCUGUUCGUGCCGGCUUUCACCCUCUGCCUUUGCAUCAUUAACCAGGCAAAGUGGAAGCAGACGCCGGUCAUGGUCACCAUCUCACUUGCCGGGUUUCUCGUUAACAGCUACUCGUCCGACUUCUUCGUGGGAAACGCCCAGAUCUCAAACAUGCUUGGCGCACUCACGGUCGGGCUGCUAGCUAACCUCUACUCCCGACUGGGUCGCCACGCCCACAACUACUUCCUUGACUUCCUUGACUGGUGGGAUCUCAAGAUGGCCCCACGCUUCGUCAGCGCGAGCCGACGUCGUAAUGAGCGCCCUCGCCCGGACAUGUAUCAAAUGUCCGGCCAGACCGGCGCUCGUGCCGGUCCCGAGGGCGUUCACACCCCGGGUGGAAACACACCCGAAACGGCACCCACCUCACCAGUCGUCGAAAGGUUCUCCGAGAAGGACAAGGCGCAAGGGGUCGUCCCCGAGCGACAGCGGACUGUGGGCUACGGGCUUGCUGCGGCGGCCAUGCUGCCUGCGAUAUUCGUGCAGGUACCUAGUGGUCUUGCGGCUGGCGGGUCGCUCCUGGCUGGUGUGACGUCGGCGGACCAGAUCACAAACAACAACGGCACUGCGACGCCGCCGCCCAGUACCUCUUCGGAAUUCAACAACUCGGCUUUCGCCGUUCUCCUCAGCGUCAUUCAGGUCGCCAUCGGCAUCACUGUCGGAUUGUUCCUGAGUGCCCUGAUAGUAUACCCGCUGGGCAAGCGUAGGAGUGGCUUGCUCAGCUUCUAG
Messenger RNA from Colletotrichum graminicola M1.001, 2943 nucleotides. RefSeq lists its product as uncharacterized. NCBI's taxonomy places the organism in Eukaryota, Fungi, Ascomycota, Sordariomycetes, Glomerellales, Glomerellaceae. The transcript has a single exon. The coding region runs from base 1 to 2943 and encodes 980 amino acids. Gene Ontology annotation, molecular function: transmembrane transporter activity. Gene Ontology annotation, biological process: transmembrane transport. The record is from RefSeq and is a predicted model, not a curated record.